This is a messenger RNA of Xiphophorus hellerii (green swordtail), 805 nucleotides long. RefSeq lists its product as uncharacterized. The coding region runs from base 42 to 725 and encodes 227 amino acids. The record is from RefSeq and is a predicted model, not a curated record. The transcript is spliced from 3 exons. Lineage: Eukaryota; Metazoa; Chordata; Actinopteri; Cyprinodontiformes; Poeciliidae.
GGCAGUCAGUCAGUCCUGACUGUGAGAGCAACAGACGCACAAUGGCUCAACUCCCCUGGAUUCAAGGCUUUUUCUUCAUCAUCCUGCAGCUCACAGCAGCAGCAGCUGAACAAAGAUCUCGCUUUGUUGUCAGAGAUGGAGAUGAAGUCACUCUGCCUGCUCAAUGUUUUAGAAACCAGGUGGAACCCUGUGAUAACGUUACCUGGAUAUUCAGUGGUCAAGGAAAUACAACAGUAACACUGUAUGAAGCUGGGGAGAUUCAUAAAGAUUCCAGAACUAAAUCAGACAGACUGAGUGUUACAGCAAACUGUUCUCUGGUUAUAAAGAAGAUCUCAGUGGAGGAUGUUGGUCUUUAUGGCUGCAGACAGUUUAACUCAUCAGGACACAACGUAGCAGAGUCUGAGGCUGAUCUGUAUGUUGUUAACAUGACUGAACAGAAGAUCAGUGAUGAAACCAUCCUGAUCUGCUCUGUGUCGACACUUGGUGGAUGUUCUCACUCAGUGAAGUGGCUGUAUGAUAAGAAAGAUGAUGAAAAUAUCAGAACCAUAACUCCACCUCAGUCUGCCUGUUCAGCCGCUGUUAGCUUCACAACUUCUCCUCAUGUUUCCACAUCAAAACGUUCUGAGUUAUUCAGAUGUCAAGUUAAACCUGAAGGAGACACCAAGGAGUUUACCUUCAGGAUUUCACCUCCGAGAGAAAAACCAGGUGAGAAUAUGAACUGUUAAUAACUACUUCCUGUCUGUUGAUAAAAUGAUGCUUCUGAAAUAUUACAAUUUAAAUAUGACAGUUUGUUAAUUUAGAAAUC